AUGUCAAACUCGUUCAACAAACCAGAAUCAUCUUGGGAUAGUCACAGCAUCGGCGAAGGGGAAUUUGUUAACCAUGUUCAUUCCAAUAGGAUAAGUCUGCCUGCCCAUGUUAGAAGCAUAGAUAAUAUCGCCAUUACAAACGAAAAGGAUGCAGCCAGAGCUUUAAAAGAAGCACAAGCUAACUUGGAGUUCCUGGCUGACACAGGAUAUGCACCAGAAUUGAGAAGAAAUUUUAGUAUGAUCUCUUUGAUUGGAGUUGGAUUCGGAAUUACCAAUUCGUGGGCCGGUAUCAGUGGCUCUUUAAUUACAGGCAUAGCAUCUGGAGGACCUAUGAUGAUUGUGUACGGAAUUAUAAUCGUUUCUUUUUUCUCAUUUUGUGUUGUGAUAUCAUUAGCUGAAAUGGCAUCAGCUUAUCCUAAUGCUUCUGGUCAGAUAUAUUGGACAAUGAAGUUGGCACCACGGAGGUACUCAAGAUUAUUGGCUUACAUAACCGGAGUAUUAUCUUGGGUGGGGUCAGUGUUUACCUCAGCAAGUAUUACAAUCACAAUCUCCGUUGCAAUUCUUGGAUUGUACGCCUUGUUCCGUCCUGAGUUUGUCGUCCACAAGUGGCAAGUGUUUAUUGUCUACGAAUUGUUUAAUAUAUUGGUGCUGUUAUUCAACGUUUAUGAUCGCCCUUUACCGGCAAUAUUCUUGGGCACACUUGGUAUUUCGCUUGCUUCAUUCAUCAUUGUGAUUAUUACCGUCUUGGCCAUGCACAAAGGAGAUUUUCAAAGCGCAAA
Lodderomyces margitis is the source of this 779-nucleotide messenger RNA. RefSeq lists its product as uncharacterized. The transcript has a single exon. Gene Ontology annotation, molecular function: transmembrane transporter activity. NCBI's taxonomy places the organism in Eukaryota, Fungi, Ascomycota, Pichiomycetes, Serinales, Debaryomycetaceae. The record is from RefSeq and is a predicted model, not a curated record. The annotation marks the transcript as partial. Gene Ontology annotation, biological process: transmembrane transport; amino acid transport. Gene Ontology annotation, cellular component: membrane.